GUGCGCGUAUCAUGGACGAUCCAUUAUACGAAAACUAAUAUGGCCGAAAUUUAGUAACCCUUUCGAUAUUUUCUUUAUUGUUCGCCAACGUAUUUGAAGUGUUUCGUAGUGCGACGAAUUACGAUUAUUAACAUUAAACAAAACAUUCAAGCCUAUUUCAUUACAAAAAGGUGUUAAAUUGCUCGACGAACGUUUUUGAAGUGAAAUAGGUACUCCAAAAGAGGUCCUGAUUUCUUGUGUAACCUUACCAUUAUGAUGCAUCCAAAUAUGCAUUCACAUGGGAGUCAUCAUCAUGGGGGACACCCUAUUCAUGGGGGUAUUUCCAUGGCACAUCCUGUUGCUUCUGCUCAUCAGCAUCAGCAUCAGCAACAUAACUCACAUAGAGAUCAGAACCGUGUUAAUUCAAAUGGACGUAUGACACACAAUCAGCACAUGUCAUUGCAUCAGCACUCGGUUCAGCAACAAUUGCAACAACGUACAGUUCUUCAUGCUGUGCCCCAACCCAGUGCACAACCUACAGACUACAUAAGUAAAACAAAAGGGAAAUGGGAAAAAUGGUGUAUUUUUUUUCAACAACUUUCAACUGCUAAGGUAUUCGCACUCGCGCUCGUCCUGUUAGUGUCGAACUGUAUUGGGACAGCCCAUGCUAGAAAACUAGAACAGACAGUGUUCACAGCUGAAGACUUGUAUGAAAUGUUUGGGCCAAACGGUUGUCUGGAAGGCGUUCUGGUGUCCAUGAGCGCCGGCCCCACUCCCGUGGUCUCCGCACAGGGCGGCGGCGUCAGCAUGACGUUGAAGCAGCAGACUGUGUCCGACGCUACUGGUAUCACCUCAGGAGCCACGUCCGCCACUGGCACGAACGACCCGGUCGUCGAAGUGGCGAACGUCACGUCUACUGUUCGCCCUGAAAACACUACAAACGGCAGCAGCGCGCACUCUGCGUCUACCUUGGCCAACACUAAAGAGAAGACCCCCAUGUGUCUAGUCAACGAGCUGGCAAGAUACAACAAGAUACAACAUCAGUACAGACUGACGAGCGAACAGGGACCCGCACACAAGAAGCGAUUCACUGUUAUGCUGAAGUUAGGCGAUGAAGAGUACGUUUCCGAAGGAGCGUCGAUUAAGAAGGCACAGCAUUCUGCUGCAGCAGAAGCUCUUCAGUCUACGCAGUACAAACAUCCACCACCCAAAACUACACGAGGCGGUUUAAGAGGUUCCUCCGAUAAGUCUGGAACCAGUGGUAGAUUAGGAGGCGGCGGCAACAUAACACCGACCGUCGAAUUGAACGCGCUCGCCAUGAAACGCGGAGAACCAGCCGUUUAUUACCUGCAACCUAUGAUGGACAUGUCAAACGCCACAAACGCCUCUCAACCGCAACAGACGCAACAAGGUCAAGUGCAACCGCCUCACUUUGUGCAAAUGGCGCCACCACAAGCCGCACAGUUGAAUGGCGCAGGCGGUUUUAACAAUUUUCACCAUCACCAUCAUACUCAUAAUCAACAACAUAGACCAGGAAAUACGUAUCAACAACAACAGAAUAGAUUUCAUCAGUAUGAUCGGAGGGGAAAUCUAAUGAGAAACUACCAUGGAGCAGAGAACAGGAGAUAUUGGAAGCAACACUCAUCAUAUGGACAUGUGGGUCCAGGAGAAGUCUGCAGUGUGAUUUUAAAAGUGGGCUCCAGAGAAUUUGUAGGAGCUGGCAACACGCCCCAAGCUGCCCGGCACGAUGCUGCUUCUAAAGCUCUUGAGGAAUUGAAGAAUCUUCCCAUGCCAGAUGGAACAUGUCCUGCUGUGCAAGGCGAUAAUGUAACUGUUCCAAUGGAGGAUGAUCCAAAUUCUGAAUUAAAAUCACCUAUAUCUCUUGUUCAUGAGAUCGCUUUGAAGAGAAGUUUAGCUGUACACUUCGCAGUAUCCAGUGAAAAGGGUCCACCACAUAUGAAAGUUUUUGUCACAAUUUGUAAAGUAGGUGAUUUGCAAACUGAAGGAGAAGGCAACGGAAAAAAGGUAUCAAAGAAGCGUGCUGCAGAAAAAAUGCUUGAGGAACUACACAAACUUGGACCGAUAUAUACUAAACAGACCUGUGGAGCACCUGCUAGUUGCGUUACUAGAAUUAAACGCAAACCAUCUGCUACCAAGAAAAAGUCAAGAAAUCUGAUAAAAGAAAAAUCUGCCGAACCUGAAUUUAGCGAGGAGGUAAAUCCUAUUUCAAGGCUUAUUCAAAUCCAGCAAGCCAAGAAAGAAAAAGAACCAGUUUAUACUUUGGUGGAAGAAAGGGGUGCUUCAAGGAAAAGAGAGUUUGUGAUGGAGGUAUCUGCAGGAGGUCAUAAGGCCACGGGAACGGGUCCAAACAAGAAACAUGCUAAGAGAGUAGCUGCGGAAAACCUCUUGUCUUUGAUGGGAUUGGUGACUCCAGUUAAAUCAUCUAUAAAAACCAAUGCUGAAGACAACCCAGUGCCUCCAGAAAAGCCUCGCAAAGUUACUUUCCGUGAAAAUUUAGAUGUGGUGACUCCACCUGGCACUGGUGGUGCCAGUCAUAAUCAACAACAUCAUAGUAAUAAUCAGCAAACUGGGCAGUCAACAGGUGGCUCAGCAGGAAGACAAUUGGUACCAGGACUCUUGCUUAUGCAGGAUCAGAAUACACAGAACUUUGCAAGUGCGCAGAAAACAGGAGUUAACAUUCAAACUACUGCUACAAUUGCCAAAGAGUUUUUAAAUGCUGGUAAUUCACCUACAGCUGAUGCUUUGGCAAAAGCUGGGCACAACGGACAAAAAUUCUCUGGAGAACAGCAUUUGUCUGGAGGCAUGGCCCAGUCUGUUCUCAGGCCUAAAGAUCAACUACUCUAUUUAGCUCAAUUACUUGGUUUUCAAGUUCAGUUUUCAGACUUUCCAAAGGGAAAUCAUGUCGAAUUUUUGUCACUGGUAUCUUUAAGUACAAGCCCUCCUCAAGUUUGUCAUGGUGCUGGAGUGUCUACAGAAGCAUCACACGAUCAAGCCGCUCUUACUGCUCUGCAAAUGUUAAGUGAAAUGGGCAUUGACAACAUAACGCCUAAAAAGGAAUUAAGUUCUACUGCGGCAUCAGUAACUGCUUCAGGAGCAGGAAUCAACUCACCACCCGCUGGAGGAGACAAUGAUGGUAUUCAUAUUGGUCAAAACAGCGUCGGAAGCAAAAUAACUAAGAGCACUAUCCUCGGAAAUGGACUGAAGAAAUAAGCUGUUUGUUUAUUAUUAAUUUAUCAUUAUUAUUUUUUUU
This is a messenger RNA of Ctenocephalides felis (cat flea), 3250 nucleotides long. Its product is annotated as double-stranded RNA-binding protein Staufen homolog 1-like. The coding region runs from base 253 to 3210 and encodes 985 amino acids. Lineage: Eukaryota; Metazoa; Arthropoda; Insecta; Siphonaptera; Pulicidae. The record is from RefSeq and is a predicted model, not a curated record. The transcript is spliced from 15 exons.